This is a messenger RNA of Chironomus riparius, 3157 nucleotides long. The record is from the annotation of a GenBank genome assembly. NCBI's taxonomy places the organism in Eukaryota, Metazoa, Arthropoda, Insecta, Diptera, Chironomidae.
AAAGUUGUGUAGAGGGCACUGAAAUCAUCAAGAAGUUUUGUUGACACGUAUAUCAAAUAAAUUGAAAAUUAAUAAUUUGAUUUUAUUUAAAGAAAUAACAAGGAUAAUAAAGUAAAUAUUCAUCAUGUCGCUUGCAGAAAGUGCGUGUUACACGAUCAUUAAUGUUCCGGAUAUGGAGCCUUACAAUGAGAUGCAAAUAAAGUUAGAUUUAGAAAAAGGUGAAAUAGGAACGAAAAUUGAUACACUGAAGAAAGUAAUUCAAUUGAUGCUGAAUGGAGAAAAACUUCCUGGACUUUUGAUGACUAUAAUUCGUUUUGUACUUCCACUGCAAAAUCAUACAAUUAAAAAAUUGCUCUUAAUCUACUGGGAGAUUGUUCCGAAAGUUUCUGGUGAUGGGAAGUUGUUACAUGAAAUGAUUCUCGUUUGUGAUGCUUAUCGCAAGGAUCUUCAACAUCCAAAUGAGUUUCUUCGUGGCUCAACUUUAAGGUUUUUAUGUAAACUAAAGGAACCUGAAUUGUUGGAACCUUUAAUGCCUGCUAUUCGCGCAUGUUUAGAUCAUCGUCAUUCCUACGUUCGUCGUAAUGCUGUUUUAGCCAUUUUCACAAUUUACAAGAAUUUUGAAUGGCUAGUUCCCGACGGUCCAGAAUUGAUUGCUAAUUUCCUCGAUACACAACAAGACAUGUCUUGUAAGAGAAAUGCAUUCCUCAUGUUACUUCAUGCUGAUCAAGAAAGAGCAUUAAACUAUUUGGCAUCAUGUUUAGAUCAAGUGCAUAAUUUUGGUGACAUUCUUCAACUUGUCAUUGUGGAAUUAAUUUAUAAAGUUUGUCAUACAAAUCCAAAUGAGCGAUCACGUUUCAUUCGUUGCAUUUAUAAUUUAUUAAAUUCAACAUCUAAUGCUGUACGUUAUGAAGCCGCUGGAACUUUAGUUACAUUAUCUACAGCACCAACAGCCAUUAAAGCAGCUGUAAGUUGUUAUAUUGAAUUGGUCAUAAAGGAAGCAGAUAACAAUGUCAAACUUAUCGUUUUGGAUCGUUUAAUUGCUUUGAAAGAGAAUGAGCAUAUGGAACGUGUUAUGCAGGAUUUAGUUAUGGAUAUUUUGAGAAUUUUAACAUCGACUGACAUUGAAGUUCGUCGUAAAACUUUAACUUUGGCAAUGGACUUAGUUUCAUCAAGAAAUAUUGAGGAAAUGGUGCUAGUAUUGAAGAAGGAAGUUGCCAAAACUCACAAUAUUGAGCAUGAAGAUACAGGCAAAUAUCGCCAAUUGCUUGUUAGAACUUUACAUACAUGUAGUAUCAAGUUCCCAGAUGUUGCUCAAACUGUCAUUCCAGCUUUAGUUGAAUUCUUAUCAGACACUAAUGAACUUGCAUCUGCUGAUGUUCUCAUUUUUAUUCGAGAAGCUAUCGAAAAGUUCCCAACUUUACGUUCAUUAAUUAUCGAAAAACUUCUAGAAGCAUUCCCAUCAAUUAAAUCAACUAAAAUUCAUCGUUCAGCAAUGUGGAUUCUCGGUGAAUAUGCAGCAAGUGCAAAGGAAGUUAUUGAAGUGCUUGAUGUCAUUCAACAGACUCUUGGAGAAGUUCCAAUCGUUGAAAUUGAGCAAAAGAAAUUGACUUCAGAAAAUAAUACUGAGAGUGAACAACAAAAUGGUCCAAGUGCAGUAACAUCAAGCAGCACAAAGAUUACUUCUGAUGGAACUUAUGCCACACAAAGUGCUUUUAGUGUGCCUGCAACUACAAAGAAGGAAAAUCGUCCACCAUUGAGACAAUAUUUAAUGGAUGGAGAUUUCUUUGUUGGAACCACGUUAGCAGCAACAUUAACGAAAUUGGUAUUGAAAUACUUUGAUUGGGAACCAAAAGAUAUUGAACGUAAUCGUAUUUGUACAACAGCUAUGCUGAUUAUGAGUUCGAUUAUGCAUUUGGGAAAAUCUGGAUUCCCAAAAAAGCAAAUCACAAAUGAUGAUUUAGAUCGAAUUUUCUUGUGCUUGAAAACAUUGAGUGAAAGAACUCCAGAAAUUGUUCAAGUCUUUAAGGAUUCAUGCCGUGAAGCUCUCGCCAAUAUGCUCACUGCACAAUCUGACGAAGAAAUGCAAGAAAAAAAGAGUAAGAAGAAGCAAGCUGCAAAAGUUCAAGCUGACGACCCUAUUGCUUUUACACAACUUGCUACAAGCCGCAAUGAUCAAUUGGGCGAAAAUGUUUUCGAAUCUAGCUUAAAUCAAGCACUUGCUGGCACAAAAUCCACUGGAAUAUCUGAUAUUGUCUCAAGCAGCAAGCUGAAUAAGAUUACACAAUUAACUGGAUUUUCUGAUCCCGUUUAUGCUGAAGCAUACGUGACAGUGAAUCAAUUUGACGUCGUUAUUGAUGUUCUUAUCGUUAAUCAAACUAGCGAUACUCUCCAAAAUUGCACUUUAGAAUUAGCUACCGUUGGUGAUUUAAAGUUAGUCGAACGUCCACAGCCAGUUGUUCUUGCUCCCCACGACUUUUGUAAUAUUAAAGCUAAUGUUAAAGUAUCAUCUACUGAAAAUGGAAUCAUCUUUGGCAAUAUUGUUUAUGACACGUCAAAUUCAACUACUGUCGUCGUCCUCAACACAAUUCAUAUUGACAUUAUGGACUAUAUCAUUCCUGCAUCAUGUACAGAUGCUGAAUUCCGUACAAUGUGGAUUGAAUUUGAAUGGGAGAAUAAGGUUGCUGUUAAUACAACAAUAACUGAUCUUCAUGAAUAUCUUCGUGUAUUACUUAAGAGCACAAACAUGAAAUGUCUAACACCAGAAAAGGCUUUAUCGGGUCAGUGUGGCUUUAUGGCUGCAAAUAUGUAUGCAAAAUCAAUUUUUGGCGAGGAUGCAUUAGCAAAUCUUAGUAUUGAGAAGCCUUUUGAUAAUCCAGACGCACCUGUUACAGGACAUAUAAGAAUUCGUGCAAAGAGCCAGGGAAUGGCAUUAAGCUUGGGAGAUAAGAUAAAUCAUUCACAAAAGAACCUCCAUCCAGAAAAAGUUAUUGCUGCUUAAUCUUUUUACUAAUUAUUAUUGCAUAUUAUAAGUUAAAAUUAUAUAUAUUUUUUUCAUAUAUUUAGAUACAUUGCAGUUGGCAAAAACCUCUUAUCAUUUCGUGUCGUAAUUAUGGCCCGAUAAUAAAGAAUUGAUGAAAUAAAAGUUAAUUUAAAUGAA